AUGUCUUCUGUUGAUAUUCAGUCCAUCCUCUCUUCCCUCACUCUUGAGGAGAAGAUCUCACUUCUCGCCGGAAAGGACCUCUGGGAAACCGUCCCCAUUCCUUCAAAGGGUGUUCCUAACGUCAAGACUUCAGAUGGUCCCAAUGGCGCCCGAGGAGGUGCCUUUGCUGGAGGCACACGCGCUGCUUGCUUCCCUGCCGCAUGUCUAAUGGCAUCCACCUUCGAUGUAGACCUGGCUAAGAGGAUCGGUACUGCUCUUGCCGAAGAGACUCACUCCAAGGGGGCUCGAUGUCUUCUUGCUCCCACCAUGUGUCUACACCGUCAUCCUCUAGGCGGUCGUAACUUCGAGUCAUUCUCAGAGGAUCCUUUUCUGACUGGCAAGAUGGCCGCCAGAGUCGUCGAGGGCCUCCAGGACCAGGGUGUUUCAGCUACCAUCAAGCACUUUGCUGCGAACGAACAGGAGACUGAGCGUCUGACUGUUGACGAGACCAUUAGCGAGAGAGCCCUUCGGGAACUCUACCUCCGUCCCUUUGAGAUCGCCAUCAAGGAAGCCAACCCUUGGGCCGUCAUGACUUCUUACAACAUGGUCAACGGACACCAUGCAGACUCCAACGAAUUCUUGCUAAAGAAGGUUCUCCGUGGCGAUUGGGGAUGGGACGGUCUUGUUAUGAGUGACUGGGGUGGUGUUAACUCUACUGCCGAAUCGCUCGAGGCUGGUCUGGAUCUUGAGAUGCCCGGCCCUACCCGCUGGAGGAGCACCGAGGAUGUUAUCGCUGCCAUCAAGGCUGGUACGACUUCUGAAGAGACUAUCAAUGAGCGCGCAACUCGUGUGCUCAAGUUCCUUGAGCGCCUCAACUGCUUCAAGGACCCCAAGAUCCCUGACGAGAGAGCUAUCAACGACCCCAAGCACCAAGCUCUGAUUCGAGAGGCUGGAUCCAAGGGUAUGGUUCUUUUGAAGAACAAGGACAACGUUCUUCCUCUAUCGAAGGAUAAGGUUAAGGGCAGGAAGAUUGCUCUUCUUGGACAUGCCAAAACUGGUAUGGCCCAUGGUGGUGGCAGUGCAUCUGUCAACGCCCACUACAAGGUCACUCCUUGGGAUGCUCUUCACAAGGCUCUCGGUGAUAGUGUUGAGUUUUCUUAUGCUAAGGGAGCUCACACUUUCCGCAUGCUUCCCCCUAUUGCUGACAAUGUCGUCGAUUUGGACGGCAACCCCGGCUUCACCUUCAAGAUCUUCGAGCCCGGCAACCCCAAUCCCAUUGAGGUUCGACCUGGACAUGCCAACUCCGAAGUGUCUGUCCUCAGCGGCUUUGGCUUUAGCAACAAGGACGUGACCCUCGAGGGUACCUUUACUGCCCAGGAGACCGCCAAGUACUACUUCACUUGUUCCGGACUAGGUCCCAGCAAGUUCCUUAUCGACGACAAGGUCGUUUUCGAGCAGAAGAAGAGCUGCAAGGAUGCGAUGGGUUUCCUUUUCGGUGGUGAUAACCCUCCUGAGUUCAAGCUCUCGUUGGAGGCAGGACGCAAGUACAAGCUGGCCAUGUACACAUCGCCUCCAGCACCAGAGGAAGGAAAGGAUAUCGGUAUAUUGGAGGGACGAUGCGGUCUUCGAGUAGGAUACAUGUCCGAGGCUGAGCACGACCGCGACCUCCUCUCAGAGGCUGUUGAUGUUGCCAAGGAUGCCGAUUACGCUAUCGUCUUCACCGGCCACGAGCCAUUCUGGGAGACCGAGGGUCAGGACCAGGUCAGCUUCAACCUGCCCAAGGACGGCAGCCAAGAUCGUCUUAUUUCCAAGGUUGCCGCGGUGAACCCCAACACCAUUGUCGUCAACUCUACUGGUGUUGCUAUUGCUAUGCCCUGGUUGGACGAUAUCCAGGGUCUUGUCCAGUCUUGGUUCGCUGGUCAGGAGUGUGGUAACUCGAUCGCGGAUGUGCUCACUGGUGCCCAAACUCCUGAAGGUCAUCUGACCUGCACGUUCCCCAAGAGAAUCGAAGACUGUCCCGCAUACGGCAACUUCCCUGGCGAGCAUGUUGACGGAAGACUAAAGGUCACUUACUCCGAGGGUGUCUUCAUCGGCUACCGUUACUUCGACUGUCUCUCCGCAGACAAGGUCAACUUCCCCUUCGGCUUCGGUCUCUCAUACACCACAUUCGAUUACUCCGACCUACAAGUCAAGGAGUCAGGUGACGACUACGUUGCCAGCGUAAAGGUGUCCAACACGGGUAAGGUCAAGGGCGCCGUCGCUGUCCAAGUCUACGUCGGCGCUGCUCAGACCCAAAAGGGAGAUCCUCUGAAGCAACUGGCUGCCUUUGCCAAGGUUACACUGAAGCCUGGAGAGACCACAAAGGUGGAUGUACCUGUCCGUAGCCGCGACUUUGCCUUCUUUGAUGAAGCGGCACAGAAGUGGGUUGUUAAGGGUGGAGAGUAUAAGUUUAUGAUUGGAAGAUCGGCUGGUGACAUUGCUUUGGAGUCGACGGUUACUGUUGAGGAUAAGUCUUUCAAGCCUUAA
Fusarium coffeatum is the source of this 2505-nucleotide messenger RNA. RefSeq lists its product as uncharacterized. Gene Ontology annotation, biological process: glucan catabolic process. Lineage: Eukaryota; Fungi; Ascomycota; Sordariomycetes; Hypocreales; Nectriaceae. Gene Ontology annotation, molecular function: beta-glucosidase activity. Bases 1 to 2505 code for a protein of 834 amino acids. The transcript has 3 exons. The record is from RefSeq and is a predicted model, not a curated record.